AUGAAGAGAUACAUUACCUUUAUGAUUGCUUCGCAGGCCUUGAGCCAGGUGGUGCGACCCGGGGGAACAUUGGGAAGGUCUGAGCCGUCAUUAGACGAUCGUUCAUUAGAGAUUUAUCGAGAAGCUAUGCGCGCGCCAAAUGCCACACGUUCUAUCACCUUGAAACCCUGGGAAUGGGCACGUGGGAAUGAUCCACGACUUGCCAGACAAGAGUGGACGUGGCGUGUUAACGUUACCGACAUUUCGCUCCCGCACCUCGCGUCUAGGUUCCCAUCGAUCAGCAACCCGCAUUUUGUUAGCACCACCUACGACUUUACUUGGCUGGGUGGCGGAAACAUAUCAAGGACACUUGGUGGGUCAACGUCCCCCUUCUGCAUCACCACGGUAGACACGGUGUUUCCGCCAAACAUCACAAACCUAUACAACGAAAGCAACACGCACACAUCCGACUGUGAGGCCGUCCUAGGAAGUGACUGCCGCUCAAAACUCGACACCGAUGGUAACAAUCUGAGAGCGGGUCGCUGUGGGAGUCCCAGAACUAUAUGGAGCAAGAUCCCAGAGUGUAGCGCGACGUUUGGCUACGCUUUACAGCCCGAGUUUGACACUUAUUCACCCUUUGGGCUUUCUACGUUCAACAUCAACGGGCAGCCUGGGAAUAACACCCGAAACGAUACCGAAUCAUUCAUGAGCGGGGACGGCUUUUUCGAAAUGAACACAGGAAUAAUCAAUGGGUCUGAAGCUGCUGCAGCGUAUCACAACGCCACGCAUAACCUGCAGCUUUUCAUGUUCAAUACCUGGAUCGACAUUGUGAACGGCCAAAUUAGCAGGCCAAAUGUGCUCUGUAUGAGAGUGAACGCGACAACAGUUAGUUCUGUUGCCGCCAAUCCAGAAUAUACGAUAUGGGGAUUUGGCAUUGUCAUAUUCACCAUUCUCAGUUUGGUUUUCUAA
Colletotrichum truncatum is the source of this 948-nucleotide messenger RNA. RefSeq lists its product as uncharacterized. The record is from RefSeq and is a predicted model, not a curated record. Lineage: Eukaryota; Fungi; Ascomycota; Sordariomycetes; Glomerellales; Glomerellaceae.